Clonostachys byssicola is the source of this 690-nucleotide messenger RNA. The record is from the annotation of a GenBank genome assembly. NCBI's taxonomy places the organism in Eukaryota, Fungi, Ascomycota, Sordariomycetes, Hypocreales, Bionectriaceae.
AUGGCCCAUCACCGGGAAGAAGUCCUCCCACUUCAUGCCGACGGCCUUGUAGUACUGCAGAACGAUCCGCUGCACCACGGCCUCCGACGUCAGAUACAGCGCCAUGGCGGGUCCCGCGGUCCUGAAGAGCCUUCCAGCCUCCAUAGCGCGGCCCUGGAGGCCGUUGGUCCUCGACGACGUGGAGAGGACCGAGUGCACCCACAGCGCGUGGAAGUGCGUGGCGGCGAGCGGGAGCAGGAUCUGGGCCAGGAAGCCGAGGAGGGGGGACUUGACGCACACGCCGAGGGCGAGGCUCUUGACGACGCCGAAGAGGAAGAACCAGCCGUAGCCGCGGCAGAAGGGGAAGCACCGUCUGCUCGAGUAGAGCAGCCGGGUCAGGGAGCGGAGGCUGGUGCUGACGGGGAGGGGUUUGGCGCCGCCAUCUUUGCCGAGGCGGGUUGGGCCUUCAGACUCGUCGGCGACGCGGGGGACGACGAUGCUGAUGCUGUCGUAGAUGGAGGCGUCGAGGUCCUCGACUGCAGCGAGAAUGGGGAAUACCGAAUAGGCGGUGUAGAACAUCUUGAGUUAUUGGAGCACCACCCCGAAGGUGAAGAUGAGAAAGCCGAUCUCACUGACGAUUCCGGCCAUUGUGUCUUGAGGGUUCUGCCCGGGAAUAGCUGGGAAGGAGUAACUGCCGAAUAUACCAAUUGA